Prinia subflava (tawny-flanked prinia) is the source of this 2346-nucleotide messenger RNA. RefSeq lists its product as uncharacterized. Bases 331 to 1251 code for a protein of 306 amino acids. The transcript is spliced from 10 exons. The record is from RefSeq and is a predicted model, not a curated record. NCBI's taxonomy places the organism in Eukaryota, Metazoa, Chordata, Aves, Passeriformes, Cisticolidae.
CCUGUUGAAGGAGUGGAUUGUGCAGGUGAAUUUCUGCUUCCUUGUGCCUCCCUGCUGCCACGCUCCUGAUCUGAUGCUGUGGAUGCUGCCUGCCAGACACUGGACACUGCUGCAGGCACUCUUGGGCUGCCUUUGAAGAAGGCAAACUUACCAGUCCUUAACCAAAACCAGCAAAGAUAUUCAAACCCAUGUCGAAGAAAUAAGCCUGAAGGUUCUCUCAGAGAAGACACACUAUAGAAAGAUAAAGUUAGGAGGCGGAGACUCGCCAGCGCUGCUCGUGGCUGAACCCCGGCUGGAAAACACUUCAAGCCAGUGUGGAUUCCUAGGAAGAUGGAUGCUCCACAUAAGCUGAAGAUUUUGGUGAUGUUCCUGUCUCUGGCUACUUUCACAGUCAUGGUGAUAAUAAAUACUGGAAAUGGCACUGGGACUUUCAAAGGUCUGUUCAGAUCAACCCCUGGAAACAUCUCGGACAAGUACAGCACCGAGUUCACACCGGCUGACUGGACCUUCCUCAUCUGGAAUGUCAUCUACACCUGGCAGCUCGCCUGGCUGCUCUAUGCCUUGUCAGGGAUCUGCCGAAGGAAUGAACUUGGAUAUGUCUUCAUGAAGCCAGACCUGCUGCCAAUACCUUUUUAUGUGGCAUGGUGUCUGAAUAAUGGCCUCAAUGUUGGAUGGCUCUUUCUGUGGGACCGAGAAUACCUCCUUCCAGCCCUGGUGUUCCUGAUAGUCCUCUGUCUUACCACAUGGGCCUCCCUUUUUGUUUCCCACCGAGCCUUGAGCAUCAAUUCCUCGUGGUUUGUGAAGGCUCACAAAGCUGAGCUCUGGCUCAUCCGCAUUCUGGUGCAGAACGGGCUGGCGCUGUACCUGACGUGGACCAGCAUCGCCACUCUGCUCAACUUCGCCGUCGUGCUGAUCUACAAGUGGGACGUGCCCAAUGAGAAGGCGACCACUGCCUCCCUCAGCAUCCUGGCUCUCGGCCUGGUGACAUGGUUUUAUCUAGAAAACUUUUUCCUUGACAAGUAUGUCCGCUACAACCUCACAAUCUACCCGGUGGUCAUAACAGCUCUGACUGGCAGUGCCUGCAAGAACAGCUCAUUUUCAUCCCCACGCACCAACGACGUUUUCAUAGUUGUUCUGCUGUCACUGACGUGCUUGAUCUUUGCUUUUCGGCUGGGGCUGGUCGCAUGGAGACACUGGAAGAGACCCCUGGAGGCAUCAGAAUCCCGAGGUCCUCCAGGCACAGUGGUCUGAGACCUCUGGCACGUUGUGGCCAACACUUGAAAGGGAGAAAAAAAGAAUUGGGCAUGUCCUUCCUUCCUGUAUCAAUUUCCUUGUGCCUUUCUCCCUCAUUCCCCAUUCCAAAUGCAGAUGCCUUGUGUCUGCAAAUGUAUCUUGCUCCUCUUACUCACAGAACUCACUGUCUGGAAUUGCUUUGGUUUUACCCUGGAAGAGUUCAGGGGAAGGUCCUGAGCAGCCCUUUGUGAAGCCUGGGCUGUGGUUCUCUUCUCCUGCCAGUGCAGGGAGGGCUGCCAGCAGGCACCCAGCAGGCUUGCACACACAGCUGCUCUUGUUCUUCCCUGGGUGGCUCGCUUUCUUUGCAGUGCAGAUCCCAGUGAACUGUCCCUGGGACUCCAGGGCUGUCAUUCCCUUGGCGCUCGGUGCUGAGCAUCCUCAAACCCUGGUGCUGUCAGCAGAUCUCCUUUUCCUGCUCCUCUUCAGCAUCACAGGAACAGAGAGCACAAUUUGAUAUCUGUGUAUCAGCUCUGGUGUUUGAUGUUCCAGGGGGCAGGGGGAGGGACUGGGGGUUUCUGACACAACUGUGCUGCCUCUCCCCGAGCUGGCAUAGCUUGGGCUGGCUGGAUGUCUCACUGGGGGAGGGUUUGUGGCUGCUCUGGAAGGAGGUUAGAUGUACAGAUGAGCUGGUGCCUGAUCUGGGGUGAAGCCUGAUGCUUCAAAGGAAGCCUGGGUGGAAAAAAAAAAAGAAGAAAAAUUGAACCGGUAGAGCGAGUUCAUCCUGUGCUCUCUCAUCCUGUGGCUUCACCACUUCUGAGUUGGGAUUAGUUAGCCUAAAACUGGAUUGACUGAAUUUUUGGACCACUGCCUCUCCUUCCUGUGCCUAAUCAAGGGUUGGUGGUGCCUCACAGUUGUCUGGAAAGUCUUUGCACUGGGAAAAUGCUUUCAGAUAUUGAGCAUCUUGCAGUACUAUUAACAAAGCUAAAUUCUAAAAUAACAUGUGCUGUUAUAUUUACAUUUAGCAAAAACCAAAAGCAGUGUAAUGCAAUUCCUCUCAUCAUUCUGGUGUGGGGUUUUUUUAUUAAUUUUCAAAUAAAUCAGCUAAUUCUACCA